CCGGACCAGACCGGACCAAACACCCCGUCUUGCACGGGGCGCAACUUCCGUAACCCAACGUCAUCCGUCCCCCGGAAGGCACCGCAAAAGCCGGAGCGCACUGGCUGCAUCCCGAUGCAUCCUUCUCCCCAUCUUCCAUCCACCGGUUUCCUUACUCCAUCUAUUUCGUGCCAUGCCAUGUGA
Molecule: messenger RNA, 183 nt
Organism: Neurospora tetrasperma FGSC 2508
Lineage: Eukaryota; Fungi; Ascomycota; Sordariomycetes; Sordariales; Sordariaceae
Exons: 1
Source: RefSeq, a predicted model, not a curated record